Molecule: messenger RNA, 1239 nt
Organism: Fusarium verticillioides 7600
Lineage: Eukaryota; Fungi; Ascomycota; Sordariomycetes; Hypocreales; Nectriaceae
Exons: 3
Coding region: 1-1062 (353 amino acids)
Source: RefSeq, a predicted model, not a curated record
AUGGCAGCUCCAACACGCCCCGCAGCCAACACCUUCGUCGCCAAGGCCCGCAAGGUCUACAACCCAAUCGGCUUCUCCAAAGGCUACAACUUCAUCCUCUGGUUCAUCUUCGCCGGCGCCAUGUUCGGCUUUGCCCUCGCGCGAAUGAUGUUCCUCAACUAUAACGGCAUUUACUGCAACCCCAACAGCACUGGUAACGGCGCAGGCCCAGGCGAAUGCUGGUCUUACAACAGAAAGGACCUUUACAAAAUCGGCAUUAAAAUGCAUCUAUACACCAUCAUCCCAGCUUCGUUCCUUGUCGUUUUCCAAUUCGUUCCUUUUAUCCGAUAUAAAGCGCUUCUGCUCCAUCGUAUGAAUGGAUAUAUCGUUGUUGUUCUCGCGGUUAUCGGGACUGUCGGUGCUAUUAUUAUUGCGCCGGUUGCCUUUGGUGGCUCACUUUCGGUUAGAGCUGCUGUAGGUCUCAUGGCGAUCAUGUUUCUGGGGUCACUCUUUCUGGCGAUUUGGAACAUCAAGACACUGCAGCUGGAGCAGCACCGUGCAUGGAUGCUUCGCGCGUGGUUCUACGCUGGCUCAAUCAUCACGGUGCGGAUUAUCAUGAUCAUCUCUGCGGUGACCAUGUCCAAGAACCCGAGCUUCCGACUUCCAAUGCAAUGUGCCAAGGUAGCUUCUUUCUACGACGACACCGAGUCCUUGAUCGCCAACUACCCUACCUGCCAGGAUCUAAAUGCCUGGGUUGCAGUUCAAGGCGACAUGUCAGGCGAGGGUACCGAGAACAUUGCAUCCGCUCUGUCGCUAGGUUUCUCCAUGGGCCUCUGGCUAGCGCUGGCCAUCCACGCCAUCGGCAUUGAAGUCUAUCUUCACCUAACGCCCGCAGAGACCGAGCGUCUUCGGAAGAUUUCUUUUCAGCGACAACAGGAACGUGGGUUCAAGAACCCCGGGAGUAGCGGACUCACGUCUGACCGGUUGGGUGACGCUGAGACGUGGUGUCCGAGCACCGAUGCGACUGCAUAUCUGCCUAGCAAGGGGAGUGACAGUGACAUUUUAAAGGUUGCAGCGGCUUAGGCUUCAGGUGAUGCAACACUGGGUGAUGCGUUGUUCUCGUUUGUUAGGUGGGGGGAAAUUGGGAAUAGAAGGUCCGGAAAUUGUGUCAGCCCAUUUUUAGCUGCUGAUAAGGUUUGGCAUGACAUGUUGACAUGUUGACAGACGGCAGAUGCAAGGUCACAUUUGUUUGAUGAGGGC